This is a messenger RNA of Mytilus trossulus (common blue mussel), 908 nucleotides long. RefSeq lists its product as uncharacterized. The transcript has 4 exons. NCBI's taxonomy places the organism in Eukaryota, Metazoa, Mollusca, Bivalvia, Mytilida, Mytilidae. Bases 94 to 807 code for a protein of 237 amino acids. The record is from RefSeq and is a predicted model, not a curated record.
AUAAAAUGUUAAAUUUAUGAUAUUUAUACUGUUUCAUACAAAGGUGGCGAGGACGGUAAAGACUUACCAGUGGGAAUAUCAUAAAACUGCAUCAUGAAGUUGGAACUUGUAACCCUUGUUAUCGUUAUUUCUCUGAUGUACAAUGUAGACGCUAGACCUGCACAAAGAACGACAAGGGGACUGUUUGGAAGUCUGUUUGAUGCUCUAAAGAGUCAAAUGGGGGAUGUAGUAGAGAAGACUAAAGCUAUGAAUAGUCAAAACGAAGAUGACAUUGAAAACGCUAGAGAAGAAAUGAGUAACAGAUUUAAAAAUGCUUGGGAAAAAACUGGAGACGCUUUUGAUAGCCUUGGAGAUAAAAUGGGUAACCUUGGAGAAAACAUGGGAAGUGGUAUGGAAAAUGCUUGGGAUAAAACUAAAGACGGCUUCGGUAACUUCGGAAAUAACAUGGGUGAUUUUGGAAAUAUGAUGGGAGGUGGUAUGAAAAAUGCUUGGGAUAAAACUGGAGACGCAUUUGGUAGCCUUGGAGGUAAAAUGGGUAAUCUUGGAGAAAAAAUGGGAAGUAGUAUGGAAAAUGCUUGGGAUAAAACUAAAGAUGGCUUCGGUAACUUCGGAAAUAACAUGGGUGAUUUUGGAAAUACGAUGGGAGGUGGUAUGAAAAAUGCUUGGGAUAAAACUGGAGACGCAUUUGGAAGCCUUGGAGGUAAAAUGGGAAGUGGUAUUGAAAAUGCUUGGGACAAAACUGGAGACGCAUUUGGUAGUUUGGGAAACAACAUAGGAGAUGCAUUUAACAAUAUUGAUUGGCCAUAAUAUCACCACACAUACAAGUAUUUGCAUAUAUGUAAUAAAAAAGCUUUAAAAACACUUUUUUUCUGAAUUUUUGAUUUUUGAAUAAACAUAGUAUUACAGUU